CACCAAGAAAUGACAUAGCAAUAUUAUGUCAUUUCUGGUGUCCAUUUCAAUAUUAUGUUAUUGAUGAUUUGGUCAAUUGGCCAAAUACAAAGCAAAGAAGCUCAAAGCUCUACAACGAUGCUCUUCACGACUUCACCGAACCAAACUCUAUAGUACAAUAUACAAAAGGCGCCAAAAACCAACAAUCAACAUUUCAUUACAAAAGUUUUGAAAUCAAACAACAAUCUUAGCUGAAAAAGCCUGAAACGAAACAAAACAAAACCACCAAAAUUCAAAACCUUGAGCAGCAACAAUGGAAGGCGGGAUGAUCUCAGUAGAUCGUUGGGCAAGAGGAAGCCAGGCUUACUUUCUUACGCAUCUUCACUCCGAUCAUACGCGCGGCCUCUCGUCGACAUGGUCGCACGGUCCGCUCUUCUGCUCUCGUACCACCGCCAAACUCUUCCCUCUCAAAUUCCCCGAUUUCAAAUUCGCUUUACUCCGUGUCGUCGAAAUCGGUUCUUGGCAUCAUCUUUCUCUCUCCUCUCCUUCCUCUGGAUCUCCUGCUCCUAUUCAUUUUAUGCCAAUUGAUGCUUUUCACUGUCCUGGGGCUGUAAUGUUUUUAUUUAAGGGGAUCUUCGGUCACGUUCUAUACACGGGGGAUUUCCGUUGGGAAGCAACUGGUGAGAGGUCAAUGAAAGCGAGGAACAUGCUUCUUGAUGCUCUCCAUGGUGCUAAAGUUGACCACCUUUACUUAGACAAUACCUACUGUAACCCUUUAUACUGUUUCCCUACACGAGAAGUUGCUGCUCAACAGGUUAUAGAGAUCAUUGCUUCACACCCAGACCAUGACAUCAUAAUUGGGAUUGACUCCCUGGGUAAAGAAGAUCUGUUGCUUCAAAUUUCACGUAGUCUGAAGAUUAAGAUCUGGGUGUGGCCAGAGCGGUUACAGACCAUGCAUCUUCUUGGUUACCCUGAUAUCUUCACAACCAGGACUUCCCUGACAAGAGUUCGAGCUGUUCCUCGUUACAGUUUCAGCAUGAACACCUUAGAGGCCUUAAACGCCAAAAGGCCGACUAUAGGAAUUAUGCCAUCUGGUCUUCCAUGGGUAGUGAAGCCCUUUGAGGGAAAAAUGAAAGACUCCCUUACUCUUUCAGUUGCUUCAACAAACAGGACACUUGCAGGCAAUGGGACUCGAGUUGACAGGAACAUGAAAUCUGCUGAGAAGGUCCAUGAUCACAUCUUUACAGUUCCUUAUUCUGACCACUGCUGCUUUCAUGAAAUAAAAGAUUUUGUUCAGCUAACCAAACCAUAUAAUGUGAAAGGCAUUGUGUCCAUGUCUUUCUGCUAUGUUAACCCUGCUUACUAUCUCAGUCACCUGUUUAGCUCAAACCAUUCAUCUCAGAAAACUCGUCUGGAUCCAGAAAUUCUUAUGGAAGUUGAAAAAGUUGAAAGGAAAGGAAAGAUGAAAAUCAGAGAUAUCAGAGGUACAGGGCUGAAAAAGAGGACCAAUAAGGCUAACUUUAUGGGGGUUCGAAUUCGUAGGGUGGCCAUACUGAGACAGAUAAGCCGUGGUGUAAAAAUUGUGGAAUGUGAUAGUCCUGACUGAUUAAAGUUCAGCGUUGGCCUUUGUGUUUACUGAUGAUACAGGACAAAAAGGAAGUUUAGCAUUGCAUCAAUUAAAUAGAAGAUGAUAUUAAAGGCCCUAGGAUUUCAUGGUUUUAAAACUUUGUACAGAAGUUCUAAUUUGGGAGAAAGCAGCUUGUUUAGAGGUUAUACUUGACGCUUUGCUGAAUAUAUCUGAGUUGGGUGGUUUCACUGUCCUGGAAUCAGAGUUUGAGAGGUAUAAGCAAGUUGAACAUCAAUUAUGUGAAUCAGAUAGUAUCCCUGGUAUGCUAUUUUAGCUUCCCAUGUUUUUUUUCACACUUCAAUUGCCUGGUCAGUGCUCACCCCUCCAAAAACAAAAGUGAAACUUAUUCCACUUUCUUUCUAUUUUAUGGUUCCUGAUUGAGCUGGUAGUAACGUAGUAUUAGUAUAGCAUACGUCAUAUGUCCCUAACAAACUUCAUCGUUGUUCCUUUUUAUUUUUUUUUUCUUUUUUUUAAAGUUGUACGAAUCUUUAAUCUCUGAUGGAAUAACUUAUACAUAUAUCCUUGACUGUGCUUAUCAAUCAUCCAUGAAGUUAGCACCUAAUCCCCCCUUUGUUCUUUGGGAGAGUUUUCCAUUUGUGACCAUGACAUUUUUAGAUAAUUCAUAUACGACUUACGUGAGAGCUCAAUACUUGAAUGUUUAGGUUACUCUGAAGACUAUCAACUGUAAGUCUACAGAUGAAUAAGAGAGUGAUGUUUAUGCUAAUGAAGAAAUGUGGAUUUUUUUUUUUUUUUUUUUUUUUUUUUGUGGGACAAUGGCUAAAAAAAAGGAAGAUUAAGAAUUGCUGGCUCAAGGAAUUGCUUGUAUUUUUUUUUCAUUUUUCAGCUCUCUUAAUAGUCCUUUAGUCUCACUCUCACAUUGCUCCAUUUGACUUUUUAUAAUCGAAGUUCAUCGAUCUUGACUGUAAUUUCUGUUUCUAUGAUAUAAAGAUAUACACAAUUGUAAUAUAUUGUAGAAAAUAUACUGGUAUAUAAUCAUGUGCGAUAUUGUUAUCUGUGUUUAAUUUGCAUUUUAAAAAUAUUAUGGUCAAAUAUGCAUUUUAGAGACCAUAAAAAUGGAAAUAGAGCAACUAAUUUGACUUGGUGUUAGAUUCGAACUAUUAGUCUAAGUAGGUUAAUCCCUAAUGACUAUUCUUAGUACUUAGUAGUCUAAGCCCAUGAUAGAGAAAGCAGUUUAUUCUUUCAAAUACUUUGAUCUAGGGUCGAUUUGAAGUUUUCCUAAACGUAUAAGAACAUUUUGAAAUAAAAUGAGUAAAGCUCAAAGUUUCAAGUAAUCUUGACAUAUUGUCAACAAGUAUUAUUGCCAAAAUGAGAGAUAGUUUAAGUGGUUAAAACUUCCUUCCGAUAUUAGGUGUUCAUGAGAUCGAUUCUCAUCACUUGCCCUUAUGGCUCUUUAAACACCCAAAAAUAAAAAAGUAUUACGGCCUAUAUUUCUUUUAACGUAAUUUUUUUACAUUUUGACUAUUCAUAACUUUUUUUAAUCAAUUGAUCAAGUUUUUAUACUUUGUAAAAAUUUAUAUAGGUUGAAAAAUUAAUGGUUAAAGUUUAACACUAACAUGAGUGUUCAUAUUAGGAAAAUUAGAACAGAUUUAGACUUCAACAACAAAACCAAAAGAAGACCCAAAAAAAAAAAAAA
Messenger RNA from Chenopodium quinoa (quinoa), 3260 nucleotides. Its product is annotated as 5' exonuclease Apollo-like. The record is from RefSeq and is a predicted model, not a curated record. Bases 293 to 1585 code for a protein of 430 amino acids. NCBI's taxonomy places the organism in Eukaryota, Viridiplantae, Streptophyta, Magnoliopsida, Caryophyllales, Amaranthaceae. Gene Ontology annotation, biological process: double-strand break repair via nonhomologous end joining; protection from non-homologous end joining at telomere; interstrand cross-link repair. The transcript is spliced from 4 exons. Gene Ontology annotation, molecular function: damaged DNA binding; 5'-3' DNA exonuclease activity.